CUCGUUUAUGGUAAACUUACUGAAUGCACAGCAUUAAAUUCGAUGACCAAAACAAUGCAAAUCAUUUCUCCAUCUCGAAAGGUUGUUCACAACCUUCAAGUAUAAACACACAAAUCCACCACAACAACAAUACAAUAGAUAUUCAGUUCAUCACACAACACCCACAAAAUUAAUAACCUUUUGAGCAUGGGAGACCUUCACCAAGCUCCCCAAGAACCAAUAAUCCAAGACCUCAAAGUGACAAUCCAAGACUCAUCCCUAAUAAUCCCACCGCACCAAACACAUGAUAACCAAAAGUCCAUCUUCUUGUCAAACAUUGACCAAGUCCUCAAUUUCCAUGUCCAGACGCUACACUUUUUCCAAGCCAACCCCAAUUUCCCACCAGAAUCCGUGGUUGCGAGCCUAAAGAAUGGGCUGGAGAAACUGAUGGCUGGGCCUUACGAUUUUUUGGCCGGACGGCUAAAGCCCAAUCACCAAACGGGCCGGCUUGAGAUCGAGUGCAACGGGCUGGGGGCCGGGUUUGUGGUGGCCACCAGCGAGUAUUCUCUAGAUGAGAUUGGGGAUUUAGUUUAUCCUAAUCCGGGGUUCAUGCAGCUUAUUGUCCCGGGAUUGGAGAAGUUCAAUGAUCAGCCACUUGCUGUUUUCCAGGUCACAUCAUUCAAGUGUGGCAGUUUCGCAUUGGGAGUCUCCACCAACCAUAUCUUAUUCGACGGCACGAGCGUCAAAACCUUUUUCCAAAACCUCGCUUCCCAAUCACUCCCCGAUAGCGACCAACCCUUAGCCGCCAUCCCAUGCAACCAUCGCCGCCUCCUCGCCGCCAGGUCACCUCCACGUGUCACAUUCCCCCACCCGGAGCUUAAAAAACUCGACCUCAACGAACAAAACAAUACUCCUCCGGUGUUCAACUGCAGCCAAGACAACCUCGACUUCCGCGUCUUCCGCCUGUCUCCCGAUGACAUCAGUCGCCUCAAAACCAAAGCCGGGCCCACAAAAGCCACCGGCUUCAACGCAGUCGCCGCACUCGUCUGGCGGUGCAAGGCCCUCUCCUCGUCAUCGUCCACGCCAUCAUCACACGACCGAGAAUCGAUUAUUCUCUUCGCAGUGGACAUCCGGCAGAGGCUCGUCCCGCCUCUGCCGGCUUCCUACUGCGGAAACGCUGUGCUGAGUGCGCACGCGUCUGCCAGAUGCUCGAAGCUGGCAGACGAGCCAUUUGGUGAGACGGUGAGACGGGUGGCGGAGGGGGCCGCCAGGAUGACUGAUGAGUACGCGAGGUCGGUCAUCGACUGGGGAGAGUUAAACAAAGGGUUUCCACACGGGGAGUUUAUGAUCUCGUCGUGGUGGAGGCUAGGGUUUGAUGAGGUGGCGUACCCUUGGGGGAAGGCUAAGUAUAGUUGUCCGGUUGUGUAUCUGAGGAAGGAUAUUGUUCUCUUGUUUCCAGAGAUGCGUGGGGAUGGUGGGAGUUGCGGGGGUGGUGGAGUUAACGUGCUUGCUGCUUUGCCGCCAUAUGAGAUGGAGAAGUUUAGUGUCUUAUUUCAUGAAUAUGUUUCGGGAUGAAUAUAUAUAUUUAUGUGGAGCUUGGAUUCUACGUACGGUUUGUUUGUGAUUUCUAUGUUUGUAUUGUGUGUUUACAAUAAUAAUUGAACUUGACAAUCGUUUGUAUUUGAACUUGUGAGUGUACUAUAUAUGUGUGCAAGAGAUGUGUUAAUUAUAUAUGUAAGGACUAUAUGUCACUACAAAAUAUUUGGUCGCAUUUUAUUUUAUUGUUUAAUGACGCAUAUUAGUUGCGUCGCAACAAAAGAGAAAAAGAAAAUACUUGCGUUUUUAAAA
Striga asiatica is the source of this 1827-nucleotide messenger RNA. The record is from the annotation of a GenBank genome assembly. NCBI's taxonomy places the organism in Eukaryota, Viridiplantae, Streptophyta, Magnoliopsida, Lamiales, Orobanchaceae.